GGGCAUUGGACUUAGGCAAGCGGAGUCAGUGCAGGUUGCAGAGGCGCACAGAGGAGGAAGCACACAAGUUGCCCGAAAUUGCCAUUCUUGCCAGCCUCGCCAACAACUGAGAACGAGAAAAGAAACCGGCUGAACGCAAGCAAGACACCUGGAAGUCAAGGCAUUGUCACGCUGACCUGCCAAACCAUCCCAUGCGCCCCAACCUCCUCCAGGGAAGGUGAACCAAUCUUCCUCUCAAGCACUUGCUUGUCUACAUCCCAAGUGUAUCCCUCCCCACCAAAAAAACAAAAACAAAACAAAAAACAUUUGGCUGACCAGGCAUUGAAUUAAAUGCUGUCUCGCUUCCACGCCUGCAAAUGGCUUGCUGUCUGAAGGACGAGCUUCUCUGUUCCAUCUGCCUGAGCAUCUACCAAGACCCGGUCAGCUUCGGCUGCGAGCACUACUUCUGCCGCAAGUGCAUCACAGAGCACUGGAGCCGGCAGGAGCACCACGGCACGCGCGACUGCCCUGAGUGCCGGCGCACCUUCGCCGACCCGCUGCUCUCGCCCAGCCUCAAGCUGUCCAACAUCGUGGAGCGCUACUCGGCCUUCCCGCUGGACGCCAUCCUCAACGCCCAGCGCAGCACCUACCCCUGCAAGGACCACGAGAAGGUCAAGCUCUUCUGUCUGAGCGACAAGAGCCUGGUCUGCUUCUUCUGCGACGAGCCGGCCUUGCACGAGCAGCACCAGGUCACCACCAUCGAUGAGGCAUACGAGGAGCUGCAGAGAGAGAUGAAGGAACAGCUGGCUUCACUACAGGAGAGUGAGAAGGGCCACACUGAGGCAUUGCAGCUCCUACAGAGACAACUCACAGAGACCAAGUCGUCGGCUAAGAGCCUGCGGGCGACCAUCGGCGAGGCGUUUGAGCGUCUGCACCGCUUCCUGCGCGAGCGGCAGAAGAGCAUGCUGGAGGAGCUGGAGGCGGACACGGCGCGCACACUCUCCGACAUCGAGCACAAGAUCCAGCGCUACAGCCAGCAGCUGCGCGACGUCAAGGAGGGCAUCACGAUCCUGCAGGAGCGGCUCGGGGAGAGCGGACGGCACGACUUCCUGGAGGGGGUGGCGCUGACCUCAGAGAGAAUCAAAGGGAAAAUCCACGAGACCAACCUCAGCUAUGAAGACUUUCCGACAUCCAAAUACAUGGGACCUCUGCAGUACACCAUUUGGAAGUCCCUUUUCCAGGACAUAUCGCCAGUUCCCGCGGCGUUGACCCUUGACCCCAUCACGGCGCACCAGCGGCUCAUCCUGUCAGAUGACUGCACCAUCGUAGCCUACGGCAACCUGCACCCGCAGCCGCUACAGGACUCUCCGCGACGCUUUGAUGUGGAGGUGUCUGUGCUGGGCGCUGAAGCCCUGGGCUCCGGCGUGCACUACUGGGAGGUCAUGGUGUCGGAGAAGACCCAGUGGAUGAUCGGCGUGGCCAGCGAGGCGGUGAGCCGCAAGGGCAGCAUCCAGAUCCAGCCGGCGCGCGGCUUCUACUGCAUCGUCAUGCACGACGGCAACCAGUACAGUGCCUGCACCGAGCCCUGGACGCGCCUCAACGUCAAGAGCAAGCUGGAGAAAGUGGGGGUGUAUCUGGACUACCCCAAGGGCCUCCUGGUGUUCUACAACGCCGACGACAUGUCCUGGCUCUAUACCUACCGAGAGAAGUUCCCGGGCAAGCUGUACCCUUACUUUAGUCCCGGCCAGAGCCACGCUAACGGGAAGAACGUGCAGCCGCUGCGCAUCAACACCGUCCGCCUAUAGACUCAAACGACGAUUAACAGUGUCCGCAAUGUCCGCCUACACAGACCCGACGAUGACUAACCGAGCGUCCGCAAUGUUCGCCUAUACGUAGACCCAACGACGAUGACUUAAGGUCCUAUUCAUACCCUACGUUUGGUCAACUACAUACUACGUACUUCUAUUCAUACAUUCUAACCGUCAAUAUGUACAUACAGUGAUUGGUUAGAACGUGUGAAGCGCUCCAUACGCAUCUGUGACCGCCUUACACGUAGGGUAUGUAUGGGCCUUGACCGACCGACCGACCAACAGACCAACGUUUGUGUUUGUGUUUGAGCCAGUGUCUGCAUUUCAUUGGCCUGCUGGGAAGAUGACCACUGACAGAAGAUAUCCUAAGAAAAAAACAAAAACUUAAUUGAAAAUGAUGCAGUGAACUUUGUUGUGUGAUGAUGUUGAAAUCAAGCUGUCGGCUCUCCAUUCUGCUGAAGACAACGUGAUCUAUUGACGAAAAAAGAGAGUGAGAGAGAGGAGAGGGCAAAAAAAAACAGAAUAUAUGUUAACCGUACAGGGUGUGUAAAAGAAAAAAAUGAAGCAAAUGUUUCUGUCCUUGAUUUUUGCUGUCUUCUGUGAGACUUUUUUUUUUGGUUCUGUGGCCAAUGUAAUGUUAAUGGUGGAUGUUUGAUAUUUGUUUGGUGUGUGUGUGUCGGUGUGUCGGUGUGUGUGUGUGUCGGUGUGUGUGUGUGUCGGUGUGUGUGUGUGUCGGUGUGCGUGUGUGUCUGUGUGCAAGUGUGGAUGUGCAUUCUUGUGUGGGCUUGUGUGUGUGGGAGAAAGACAUUUCUGCACAUCAAAGGGAAAAACUGACUUCAGAGAAAACCAGCCAAGGCACCUGCACCUUGGGGUUUCAACAUGUCGGGAAGGUGAUUCUGCACAUUCUCACCUGAACUUUUUUUUUCUUUCUUCAGUCUCCCACAACUGCCCUGCUCUGACACUGUCCAUCAAACACACACACACACGCACACACGCACAAGUUCCACAAUUGAGAUGGCCACCCUCCAUAUGAAUUCAGCAGAGGAUGCCUUCUCCUGUGUGACACACACACACACACACACACACACACACACCCGCACACACACACACACACACACACACACACACACACACACACACACACACACACACAAUUGCGAUGGCCACUCUCAAUAUGAUGUUCGGAAUUCAGCAGAGGAUCCCUUCUCCUGUGUGGCUGUCUUCUGUACUUUGCCUUUUCUUUAAAACAAAAACAUAAAUCUUUGUGCAAUGGGCUUAUUGAUGUGUCUCUCACGGAGUCUGUCAAGCCACCUGUUCUUGUGAUAUGUUACUUUUUUUCUUUGUUUCUUUUGGCACACUUUCGCUGGUUUAAAGACUGGCCUUUUUUGAUAAGUGCUUUUCAUCCUUUCCUCUCUUCUCUCUUUUGUUGUUUUGUCCCUACAUCUCUGCCCCCUGCCAAAAAGCAGGACACCUGUGGAGCCUAGCCCAUAUCCCCCACUCUGUCUGUCUGUCUGUCUGUCUGUCUGUCCUUCUGUC
Molecule: messenger RNA, 3323 nt
Organism: Engraulis encrasicolus (European anchovy)
Lineage: Eukaryota; Metazoa; Chordata; Actinopteri; Clupeiformes; Engraulidae
Gene: trim62.1
Product: tripartite motif containing 62, tandem duplicate 1
Exons: 7
Coding region: 357-1784 (475 amino acids)
Biological process (GO): protein ubiquitination; innate immune response; positive regulation of canonical NF-kappaB signal transduction
Cellular component (GO): cytoplasm
Molecular function (GO): ubiquitin protein ligase activity; protein binding; zinc ion binding
Source: RefSeq, a predicted model, not a curated record